AUGACGCUCGUCUACGACCACACGAUCUGCGACAACCUCCCGAUCCUGGGAGUCGGCCUGAAAUACCUGGACGCCAAGUCAGGCGAGAAGGCCCCGCAUGGGGAUAUCAACAAGCUCUUCAGCCGCCAUGCGGACGUUUGUGAGAAGUUUGGCCUGCAGCUCCUACAACACCACUUCACCAUGGACCCGGACGAGAUUCUUGUCGAGACCCGCGUCGUGCCGUGUAGCAGGCCCUUGUCCAAGUCCGACGAAGAGGAGCUCAAGCCCGAGCCUUACGAAUUCGCCUUCCUUAACGCCGGUAAAACGCUGUCUACACCCGCAGAUGACUUCGAGUUCGUCAAGCAGUUCUCUGAAACGCUGAAGAAUCACGGGUUGAAUGAUAUGGGACUGAUUGCCCUGCCGCCGGGCUACAACCCCGGUGAGAAUAAUGUGAAGUUCUUCAGGUUCGAGAAGGCUUUAGGCCGAGCUAACGUCAUCUUCUUCUUGACUGCGGAUAUCUUGCUGGGGGAACACUCGCGCCUGGCGGUUUGGGCAUUCACGUCUGGUAGCAAGACGGCGGGGACGGCAGGACAUUACUUGUUCCAGUAA
Pseudomassariella vexata is the source of this 588-nucleotide messenger RNA. RefSeq lists its product as uncharacterized. The record is from RefSeq and is a predicted model, not a curated record. Lineage: Eukaryota; Fungi; Ascomycota; Sordariomycetes; Amphisphaeriales; Pseudomassariaceae. Bases 1 to 588 code for a protein of 195 amino acids. The transcript has 2 exons.